Messenger RNA from Arachis stenosperma, 1090 nucleotides. RefSeq names its product peroxidase 10. The record is from RefSeq and is a predicted model, not a curated record. NCBI's taxonomy places the organism in Eukaryota, Viridiplantae, Streptophyta, Magnoliopsida, Fabales, Fabaceae. Gene Ontology annotation, biological process: response to oxidative stress; hydrogen peroxide catabolic process. The transcript is spliced from 4 exons. Gene Ontology annotation, molecular function: heme binding; peroxidase activity. Bases 66 to 1046 code for a protein of 326 amino acids.
CUAACAUAUAACUCACUUGUUAUUACUUGUUUGCUUAUCUUAUAACACGUUUUUUUGCUUUCAUUAUGGAGUGUACUAAUAAUAAGCACCCUUUUGUUUUCUUGUUCUGGCUAGUGUUCCUCACUCCUUUAGUGUGCUCUCAACUUUACUAUAAUUUCUACGACUCAACUUGCCCAAACCUCACCAGAAUCGUUAGAUACAACAUUUUGUCAGCUAUGAACAAUGACACAAGGAUUGCAGCUUCUCUCCUCCGCCUUCAUUUCCAUGAUUGUUUCGUCAACGGAUGUGAUGGAUCUGUGUUGCUUGAUACAACCAGCACUUUUAGUGGGGAGAAAAAUGCUCUGCCUAACAAGAAUUCAGUGAGAGGAUUUGAGGUGAUUGACACAAUCAAAUCAGCAUUAGAGAAGGCAUGUCCAGCCACUGUGUCAUGUGCUGAUAUACUAACUCUAGCUGCAAGAGAAGCUGUUUUUCUUAGUAAAGGUCCAUUUUGGGUUGUCCCUCUUGGUCGUAGAGAUGGCACGACAGCAAGUGAGAGCGAGGCAAACAAUUUGCCAUCACCCUUUGAUCCUCUUGAAAAUAUUACAGCCAAGUUCGUUGCCAAAGGUCUUGAAUUGAAGGAUGUAGCAGUGCUCCUAGGUGCACACACCUUUGGGUUUGCACAAUGCUUUACAUUCAAGGCAAGGCUAUUCAACUUUGGUGGAAGUGGUAAAUCGGAUCCAACACUAGAUGGUUCACUACUACAGAAUCUACAGAACCUAUGUCCAAACCAAGCUAGCUCUGACACAAACUUGGCACCCUUGGAUCCUGUGACAACCAACACAUUCGACAACAUGUAUUACAGAAACCUGCUCAACAAUUCAGGGCUGCUUCUAUCAGACCAGGCUCUAAUGGGUGACAACACCACUGCUUCAUUGGUCAACAUGUAUAGCAAGUGGCCUCUUCUCUUCUUCAGAGACUUUGCUGUUUCUAUGGAGAAAAUGGGCCGCAUCAGUGUGCUCUCUGGACAACAGGGCCAAGUAAGGACUAAUUGUAGGUUUGUCAACUAAACAAAAACGUAAGAAAACAAAAACACUCCAAGUUUGGAUUUGAA